Molecule: messenger RNA, 933 nt
Organism: Spodoptera littoralis (African cotton leafworm)
Lineage: Eukaryota; Metazoa; Arthropoda; Insecta; Lepidoptera; Noctuidae
Source: the annotation of a GenBank genome assembly
AUGGGAGCUACGACUGAAUUUGAAACAUUGGAAGAACAAUUUUUGGAACUGAUUGGAGAGUUUAGGACUCUAACAAUUUCCGAAAGUCGUCUUCGAGAAUCGGUACGCACGGAGUCUACUCGCGCUGAGGCUGCGGAGGCGGCGCGGGCAGCCGCUGAGCGGGCGGCUACGGAGGCCCGCAACGGAGCAGCCGCCGCCACCGCUGCGGUCGCCAAGGCCUCCAGCGCACUAGCCAGCUCCCAAGAACAUGUCACAGGACUCAAAAUGCACCUGGAUUUAACGGAGAGGCAGCGAAAGCUUUUAGAAGAUCGAUGUGGCGAAAUGACGGGGCAGAUUGGCUCACUAGAGAGGCAAGUUCAGCAACUGAAGCCUUUGCAAUCAGCUCAUACAACUCUUCAGCGACAGUAUACUGAACUACAGGAGCGCAUCUGCAAAGCAACAGAAGAAGCACGAAGGGAAUCAACUCGCCUCGAGAGCGAACUUCGAAGGGUAGAAAAAUGCGCAGCUGCUGGUUCUGAAAUACGAGAACGAGCACGUUUGGCCGCUGCAGCACAUGCCCGAGAGAGGCGCCUCGCUGCUGCAGAGCUACAACAUACUAACAAAGAACUAGUAGCUGCUAACACGGAAAUAAGUAAGCUUAAAGCCACUGUCGCCGAACUAGAACUACAGUUGGCUGAAAUAAGUGAUAAUCCAACUAAGAAAACGGUUGAUCCUGAUAUUGAAGCUCUAGUUGAGACACGAGCUGCUCUGGAAGCCGAGCGAGCUGGUGCAGCAAAACUUGAAAAGGCUUUGGCAGCAGCUUUAGCUGACAAUGCUACUUUGGCUGCACGUAUCAACAAUAUGGAUAACACUGAUGAAGCUAAUAAGACUUCCACACCACCAGAAUCUGCUACUACUAACAUUUGUCCCAUAGAUUCAUUCUUAGCAGAAUAA